ACAAUUGAGGUUGGGAUUUAUUGGGAAGUUCUAUUCCUCAAUUAUUCACAAUUUCCAUUCAAGUUUUAUUGGCAAAAUCAACUUAUUUGUCUAUACAUUAACGUGUUUUAAAGUUGAUUUCUUGAACCAAAAUGUAUUACUGAGUUGCAUUGCGGUAGUUCAAUUGAUGCCUAUCUGUUGUUUGGGGGACAAAGAAGAGGCGAGAAUCCUAACCAUAAUUAUCAGAAACUGUUUGUUUCCGACAAGUUUCCGUCGAACCAAAGUUAGUAAAGCGCGAAUAACAUGGAAAACAAUGCGAAAACAUUUCUAAUUCCCAAUGAUUUAUGUCGGCGGGCAGGAAUGGGGGCCUCUUGGCGCCCCAUGAAUGAAAUAGUGGUAUUUCCCUAUGAGAAACGUAGCGUUAAGCAAAAGGACCAGCCAACUAGCUUUGCAUCUAAUGCUCCAGUGUCGAUUUUCCAUAUCCGAAGAAGUGUUAUUUUGUUCCACCCUAUCUUAAGGAAACUGGUCAAUGAAUCAAAUGGCGUAUUCCUAACGCUGCAGGCUUCUUUUAAAACUAAGCCGUCAGACUUGAAAAUGGAAAUCCUCAGCAUUAGCCGACAGUAUCGUUCGAUUAUCAGGGCCUGUUUAGAGAACUUGCAAGACGAAGUAGGAAAACCUAAUAUUACAGUGGCUGAACGCAGUGAAAUGCACAAUUAUAUCACAAUAUUUUAUUCAGUGGAAUGUGUUUGGCAUUUGUGUGAAAUCCUUUUCAUCGAUGUUAUACCAGGAAAUAUUGUCUUGCCCCAUCUACUCGACUGGGUCAGGUUUCAUUUUCCAAAGCACGAAAGGAAUGCUGCGAUUCUUUUAGCAAGCAAUUCUGAGGGCCUGGAAUUGGAGGAAGAAUUUUGGCCUACUGUUUUCGGCAACUUAUUGCAAGGCAGGAUUAAAGUGGUUCGAGCACUACUAAAGCAACACUCGGCGGCAAACAGUCCAAUAUUUCAACUAGUACAACAUCUAUUGAAGAGUAUGCCUACAUACAAUGUAAUGAACAAUGUUUCUGUAAGCGAAUUCAAUCUUCAAUGGAGGCAUUGGGUUAUGGAUAUUCAACAGCAAAUUGAUUCUAAGCAAUUCAUAAACAACCAUAACUUGAACUUAUUGAUGAGGCUGCUGACUGGCGAAGAGGAGGCAUGGGCUGAGAUUCAAUCACAAUGCGAGGCUUGGUAUGAGUUUCUAGCUGGAUGGCUAUGUUACAGUGAAACAACGGUGAAAACGUUUGAACUCGGCCAAUAUGCCAAGCAAAGCAUUAAAAAAAUGAGAAUGCAGAAUCACUUAAGGCAUCUAGACAGGGUUUUGUUAGCUGCGAUGGAAUUUGAUAUGCUUUUGGUGAUUAAGGAAGUUCAGGAAAUGACCGAGAAUGGUUGGUUCGUGAGUCAUUUUACUGAUCUGCUCCAUCACUCUGGGCGCUUAUCUUCGCUGGAAAAAGAAGUCGAGGGCUUUUCAGCAGAUAAACUACGGGAAUCCUUCAUUCUGGACUACGGCACUACCUUAGUAGGGCAUAAAAGCUUGUGGCAAGUUGGUUUGAGUUAUUUGGAUCAUUGUCCCAAAGAUGGGUUGCCUACAAUUCAACUAUUACUACCUCGAAUUUCGUUUGAUUCCGAAGCGAAAGUCCACAAAUUGAUCAGGGAAGCUAUAAGUAGAGGUCUGAAGAACGUUGCUCAGAGCAUAUGUAAAGUUCAAGGGAUGAGGUCCUUAAGCCGAGGACGCUUAGGCAAUGCGUUAACUUGGGCUUUAAAGUCGCAAGAUGGUCCAUUUACUUCGUAUUUGGCCGAUAAGUAUUUGAAGCAGUAUAUAAGCAGCGGAGAACUGAACAAUACUGAUCUGUUAGACAAUUUGGGAUCAUCUAUGUUGGCCAGUGAUAGACUAAUAUUUUUAGGAAAAUACAACGAAUUUCAUAAGUUAUAUCAAGAGGGAGAGUACAAAGAGUGCGGGCACUUACUAAUAGCUUUAAUGGUGUCGAAAAUUGUUCCAAAGUUCUUUUGGCCAGUACUCCUGAGUGAAGCCACACCGUUACUCGAAAGUGAAGAAAUAGUGUUUUCCGCCAAUGAUACAUUUACCGUGUUGCAUUGUUUGGAGGAAAAGGAAGAAAUCCCUGAGCUAAGUGACAAAAUCAGUAUACUGAGGUUGGCGGCAGCUAGAAAUUUGUCCAGAGCAUUAAUGUAUGAGGCGCAAUGUGAAAAUCUGGUUUAAUAAAAUUUGAUUGAUUAAGUUA
Molecule: messenger RNA, 2248 nt
Organism: Dendroctonus ponderosae (mountain pine beetle)
Lineage: Eukaryota; Metazoa; Arthropoda; Insecta; Coleoptera; Curculionidae
Gene: Nup75
Product: nuclear pore complex protein Nup85
Exons: 9
Coding region: 283-2226 (647 amino acids)
Biological process (GO): positive regulation of DNA-templated transcription; mRNA export from nucleus; protein import into nucleus
Cellular component (GO): nuclear pore outer ring
Molecular function (GO): structural constituent of nuclear pore
Source: RefSeq, a predicted model, not a curated record